AUGUCCUUGAAAGGAAAAUUGUCGCUUAGAACAAAGACUCAGCCGCAAUCUGUGCCGUAUUGUGUGAAGUGUGCAGGAGCGUGUAAACAAAACGAGGAAGUCGAUGUCGUUCAUUCAUCGACGGCCUUAAAAACCCCGACAAUGCUAUCGGACUGUGAUGAAAUUGUUUCUAAUAGACAGACUGACGAUGAAAGAGUGUCACGAGACGUCGAAAAUACGAAUGAGAUAAAAAUAUUUCCAAUAGUCCGUAACACUGACAUUUCGAUAACCUCGGAACCUAGCAAUGCCCGUGAACCUCUUGUUCAGUCGGAAUGGUUCGAGUCAAUUCCGAUUCCGGACGGCCUGGUUAUGGACCCGAUGGCGCCCACCGCGCUUGCUGUCCCUAACCAGCUCAUGGGACGCAUUGGUAGUGGGCUGACUGUAAUAAGAGACCAUGGAAAGAAAGUACAAAAAUAUAUCUUAAAAAAUCGAAAAUUUGAAGUUCUCAAGAAAUCGUGGUCUUCAAUUGUGAACAUAGUAUUGAUUGAAGCCAAGGAUUUGCCAGAUGCUCCAGCAAACGGAUCAAGCGGUCUUUACUGCAAGUUCAAGCUAGGUACCGAAACUCACAAGUCAAAGCAAGUUCACAAAACGAAGCCGGUAUGGCGGGAGAGGUUCAACUUAUACCUCUACGAAGACAACUCUCUUGAGGUCAAUGUAUGGCACAAAACGAAACAGAAAAAUUUCAUGGGCCGGUGUGUCAUCGAUUUAUCUCAAUUGGAAAAAGAAAAAACACACGACCUCUGGCAACAAUUGGAUUGCGGGUUUGGUUCAGUGCACCUGCUAAUCACUCUCAGCGGAUCAGAAAGGUGCAUAUCAACUGAAAACGUAUUAACCAACGGCGUACAACAUGAAACACCUAAGGAGGAUAACUUUAUGUGGUAUAAACUGGACGACUGGACCAAUGUCGGCCAAUUAUUAGUAACAGUGCACGGAGCGAAAGGGUUAAGCGCUCUCAACAUAAGCGGAAACGUAAAUUCGUUCUGUGUUUUGGAGUUGGACAACUCGAGGAUUCAAACCCACACCGUGCGAGGCACCUCAGAACCGAACUGGAAUAAAAGCUUUACAUUCUGUGUCAAUGACGUUACGUCGGCAUUAGAUAUUACCGUUUACGAUGAGUGUAUAUUACAAUCGAUGAAAGGUGAGACAAUCGGUAAAAUAACGAUACCUCUUUUAAGAAUAAAGAACAAUGAGAAACGAUGGUACGCUCUUAAGGACCGGGCAAAACGUCAUAGUGCCAAAGGAAACUGUCCAAGAAUUCUGUUGGAGAUGUCACUUGUAUGGAAUCCGAUUAAAGCAUCGAUGCGCGUAAUAAGGCCAAAGGAAACCAAAUACGUAACGAAACCGGCGAAAUUCGACAUCCCUUUGAUAUAUAGUAACUUGAAUUUCAUUAAACAGAUAUUUAAAGUUUUUCAAAAUGGAAAUGAGUCCUUAAAGCGAUUAUUCGAGUGGGAAAACCAGGAGAAGUCAGGCAUGGCGUUAAUCGGAUGGCUGAGUUUCUGGUACUUCUUUAGGAUGUGGAUGACACCUUUGUUGCUCGUCUUACCGUUUGCUCAUUACUGGCUUACCCAAAGAAAUAACAACGCUCUCGCCCCAAUAACCCAAUUUGAAGAUGAUUACUUAGAUGAAGAACAGGAAACAAAGGAUGACAAAACGAUAAAAACUCGUCUCAACGAGCUUCAAGACCUGACGUUAACAAUCAAGAACGGAAUCGAUUACGUCGUGUCGUUGCUUGAAAGAAUAAGGAACUUGGCAAAUUUCAGCGUGCCAUAUUUAAGUUAUUUAGCGAUAAUAGCUCUCAUCGCUCUAUCAGUAGCCUUCUAUAUUAUACCUGCAAACUAUUUAUUCAUGGCAUUUGGUAUUUAUAAAUUCACACGUAAAUUUUUAAACCCGACGCGAACGCCAAACAAUGACAUCCUGGAUUUUAUAUCACGUGUGCCGGAUAAUGAAAUUUUGAAACAAUGGCGGGAGUUAAAAGUUCCAGAGCCGAACUUGAAUUCAUCAGAUCCAACUAAAAGUAGGUAGAUGAAUCCUAAGAAACCCAUUGGCUUCAAAUUGCAAUACAACACUGUUCCUCAGAGAGAGUGCCAUAGUGGAGAGGACGCUGAGACUACUUCUGUAAACCAAUUGCGGCUUGUAUAAUUUGAAUGGAAAGAUUUUUGUCUUAAUUGUAAAACAUGAACAAACAUGUUGUUAAUUCUCUUUUUCAAAUUAU
This is a messenger RNA of Melitaea cinxia (Glanville fritillary), 2251 nucleotides long. Its product is annotated as multiple C2 and transmembrane domain-containing protein-like. Gene Ontology annotation, molecular function: calcium ion binding. The record is from RefSeq and is a predicted model, not a curated record. Lineage: Eukaryota; Metazoa; Arthropoda; Insecta; Lepidoptera; Nymphalidae. Gene Ontology annotation, cellular component: synaptic vesicle membrane. The coding region runs from base 1 to 2061 and encodes 686 amino acids. Gene Ontology annotation, biological process: regulation of neurotransmitter secretion. The transcript is spliced from 14 exons.